Molecule: messenger RNA, 441 nt
Organism: Exophiala xenobiotica
Lineage: Eukaryota; Fungi; Ascomycota; Eurotiomycetes; Chaetothyriales; Herpotrichiellaceae
Exons: 2
Coding region: 1-441 (146 amino acids)
Source: RefSeq, a predicted model, not a curated record
AUGUUGAGCCCUCCACUGCUAGGAUACUCCACGUGGGGAGAGAAGGUUGGCGAUAUAUCCAGGCGUAACGCGACAAAGCCAUAUUUCGUCCAGCGAUUGACGGAGCGCAACGAAGGCGUUCUGGUCCUUGAUCCACCAGAGAGGCAGGGGGAAAACCUGCUCAAGGCAAUUGCUGAGAUCACCACCCUUCCUGUCACCGCCAUUGUGUACUCUCACAACCAUGCGGACCACAUACUGGGUGCCAAAGACCUUGUGGAAGCAGCAAACAAAGCCGGUGUCUCGGACGUUCGUAUCAUCACGUCCUCCAAAACGGUUGAGAAGAUGGAGCUGCUCAAUACGUCAGUCCUUCCGCCCAACGAAAGCGUGGAGUGGUCCAACGGCACCACUAAAUUUGAAGGCAUCACCCUCCAUCCGUGUCUGCCCCCAAAUCCAAGGCUUUGA